AUGCCAGACAUGAAAAGUCAGGUAAAGCGAAAAGCUCCAGAACUGGAACUCCCGCGGCCUGGAGAAGACGCGGCAGAAAGGAAGCGGGUGCUCAAUGUACUCGCCCAACGACGCUAUCGACAGAGACGAAAAGAGCACCUUCAAAACCUCGAGGCACAAGUUUCAAACACUGAGGCUGGAACUAUUGCGACUCCCCAUACUACGGCUGAAGUAUCAAAUGCCCCGUCCAGUAUCCAUGCGGAUCAGGUUUUGUUCGAGCCAUCUACAUACUUGGAGGAGGUGACAUUCGAGGGCAGUCCUCCUCAUCGAGAAGACACUUUAAACCAAUGUCAGUUGCUUACACCUGAAGCAGACCCGUUCGCGACUCAGGACGCGUCCCUGUUCGAGUUUCCAACCGAUAAUCAAUGUUUCUGGGAUGCUUCCAUUUUACUGCCUUCUCUACCCAGCACCCCACUGUCGGAAAGCACUCACUCUUCGAACCAAAGCACGACAUGGUCCCUAACUUCUCUUCCAGGGAUAGAUGGGCCACCACCCAAGAGUCCAAGCCACCCGCCGUCACCGGCAGCCCCCUUGGGGCAAGACAUACAAUAUUCAUUCCCUGACGAGGCACACUUGGAAAUGACCGAGUUGACACUGCUUCGAGGGUGUAUGUCGAUAGCGAGACGGAUGAACAUCCAAGAAAUGAUCUGGUCACUUACCUCGACAUCUCCAUUCACAGAGCCUGCAAUGGCAAUGGCUCAAUUCAACCAUUUGCCUCUCAAUCUUCAGCCGACGGCGCUGCAGAUGACAAUGGCACAUCAUCCGCUGAUUGAUUUGCUACCGUGGCCGUCAGUGCGCGACAGGAUCAUCAUGGUUCUGUCCCAGCCACCAGAUCUUCGACCAUCAGGAGCAGCGUCACCCAUGGCGCUCCUCGAAUUUGUUUAUGACAUCGAAGACAGUGCAGAAGGGAUCAGAAUAUCAGGCAAUGACCCCUACUCGGGCAAUAAUUGGGAAAUCGGUGAGAAGGUGUUCAAGUCAUGGUGGUGGAUGUUUGAUAAAGCCAUCAUCCGACGAAGUAAUGAAUUGCGGGCUGCAAGGGGAGCUCCAUUGCUAGGGAAUGGAAGUGUCUUGGGAGAGGUGGCCUGA
This is a messenger RNA of Rhinocladiella mackenziei CBS 650.93, 1125 nucleotides long. RefSeq lists its product as uncharacterized. Gene Ontology annotation, molecular function: DNA-binding transcription factor activity. NCBI's taxonomy places the organism in Eukaryota, Fungi, Ascomycota, Eurotiomycetes, Chaetothyriales, Herpotrichiellaceae. Gene Ontology annotation, biological process: regulation of DNA-templated transcription. The transcript has a single exon. The record is from RefSeq and is a predicted model, not a curated record. The coding region runs from base 1 to 1125 and encodes 374 amino acids.